Molecule: messenger RNA, 1188 nt
Organism: Thunnus maccoyii (southern bluefin tuna)
Lineage: Eukaryota; Metazoa; Chordata; Actinopteri; Scombriformes; Scombridae
Gene: omgb
Product: oligodendrocyte myelin glycoprotein b
Exons: 2
Coding region: 1-1188 (395 amino acids)
Biological process (GO): neuron projection regeneration
Molecular function (GO): protein binding
Source: RefSeq, a predicted model, not a curated record
AUGCCUGCCUCUGCUGCCUGUCUGCUUCUCCUGCUGCUGUGUGGGCUGCUGGGGGGCUGGGUGCUGUCUAUCUGCCCCCCUGUGUGCUCCUGCAGCCGGGGACACCGUGUGGUGGACUGCUCCUCGCGAGGCCUAACCAAGCUGCCACCUGGUCUGCAGCAUAACAUUCGCUUUCUCAACCUCUCUUUUAAUAGCUUGCAGGGUCUGGACAACCAGCUCAGCCACUAUGCCCACCUGCGAACUCUGGAUGUGUCCUACAACCGCCUGGAGAGCCUGCCUCCUGCUUUGCCGCGGUCUCUGUGGGACCUCCGAGCGGCAGGGAAUCAUCUACGCUCGCUGGACAAAAACGACACAGCUUAUCACUGGAACCUGAAAGUACUGGACGUGUCAGACAAUGAACUGGAGAGAGUGGUCUUCAUCAACAACACGCUGCCGAGUCUCCAAACUCUCAAUCUCAGUUACAACAGGUUUUGGACUGUGCCCACAAAUAUGCCGCACAACUUGGAGAGCAUCGAUUUGUCACAUAACUAUCUGGUGCAGAUCCUGCCUGGAUCCUUGGAUCGACUGCACAGGUUGACUCAGUUCUACUUGCAUGCUAAUCGCUUCUCCUGGCUGUCUGAAGGGAUCUUUGAUAAGCUGAGGGGGCUGCAGCUGAUGACUCUUGGGGAUAACCCCUGGGCUUGUGAGGAGGAGGAAAACAUAACGAGGCUCCUGAGGUGGGCCGAGCGGUCCCAUGCGACUGUCUUGGGCUGCCCCUGUUACACAAGACCUAUCUGUGGUCAAGCCCAUCUGGCGACACCAGGGGGGGAGUGGCACUCUGCGCUGUUCACAGAGCCACCGCUCUGGGUUAACAGUGAUGGUGAAGAGCAUGAUGCUCAAUCGCCCGCAAGGACUGCAGAGGCCACGUCCAGUUACCAAGCAAAGUCUGCGCUUUUUGAGACUGGAAUCUAUCAGGACAAAAGAGGUGUAAAUGAAUCUGGGGACCAUAUGGUGUUUGUCUGGACGUCUUCUACAAGUUUUGAGAGCUUCUCCACACAUACAAGCACAACAGCGCGCCCACAGUCUUCAACAAAGAAGCCCAAAGUAGCUAACUCACGGAAUAAAGGCCGUGGACUUCUCUGUGAGACUCAACAAACUGUCACCCUGACUAUUGUAGUCAUGAGUCACAUCCUUCUGAAAACACCUUGA